CUGCGCGUCGCCUGCUCUUCGGAACGUGAUCAGGACGUCGCGUUCUCUGUGAGCCUAUCACGAAGCAGCGUCCUUGUAGCACCGGCCAAUCAGCUUUCGGAGUAGAGGGUUUAACUCUUAUUUAAAACGAGGAACCUUUGAAUCGUAACGGCUGAGCUUUUGCUAAGACUCCGUUUCCUGGGCUUGAAGGCAGAACCGGCGGGUUGGCAUCAUGGACCGAUCUAAAGAAAACUGCAUUUCAGGGCCUGUGAAGGCCACCCCCGCCCUGGGGGACGGUCCGAAGCGCGUCCUGGUGCCUCCGCAGCCUCCUUCUCAGAAUCCAGCAUCGGGAAGCGGCGGCCAGGCUCAGCGGGUCUUGUGUCCUUCAAAUUCCUCCCAUCGGGCUCCUUCACAAGCCCAAAAGCUGCUCUGCAGUCAGAAACCACUACAGAAGCAGCUGCAGGCGGCCAGCGGGGGCCGCCCUGUCGCACGGCCAGCGAGUCACACCCAGAAGAGUGAGCAGCCCCCGGCACCGGCACCCGGAGUUAAUCCUGAGAAGGAAGUGGAAUCAAAACCGAAAAAUGAAGACUCAAAAAAGAGACAGUGGACUCUGGAAGAUUUUGACAUUGGUCGCCCAUUGGGUAAAGGAAAGUUUGGCAAUGUUUAUUUGGCAAGAGAAAAACAAAGCAAGUUUAUCCUGGCUCUGAAAGUGUUGUUUAAAGCUCAGCUGGAGAAAGCAGGAGUGGAGCAUCAGCUCAGAAGAGAAGUAGAGAUACAGUCCCACCUUCGGCACCCUAACAUUCUCCGGCUGUAUGGUUAUUUCCAUGACGCCACGAGAGUCUAUCUAAUUCUGGAAUAUGCACCCCUUGGAACAGUCUACAGAGAACUGCAGAGACUUUCCACGUUUGAUGAGCGGAGAACUGCUACUUACAUCACGGAAUUGGCCAAUGCCCUGUCUUACUGUCAUUCCAAGAGAGUUAUUCAUAGAGACAUUAAACCAGAGAACCUGCUGCUGGGAUCGACUGGAGAGCUGAAGAUUGCAGAUUUUGGGUGGUCAGUUCAUGCUCCGUCCUCCAGGAGAACCACUCUGUGUGGAACCCUGGACUACCUGCCCCCGGAGAUGAUUGAAGGCCGCAUGCACGAUGAGAAGGUGGAUCUGUGGAGCCUCGGAGUCCUCUGCUAUGAGUUUCUAGUCGGGAAGCCCCCCUUUGAGGCACACACUCACCAGGAGACCUACAAGAGGAUAUCUCGGGUUGAAUUCACAUUCCCUGACUUUGUGACAGAGGGAGCCCGGGACUUUAUUUCAAGGCUGCUAAAGCAUAACCCAAGCCAGAGGCCGACUCUUAGUGAAGUCCUUGAACACCCGUGGAUCUCAGCAAAUUCGACCAAGCCAUCAAGUUGCCAGAAAAGCAAAGAGUCAACUAGCAAAUCAUCUUAAUCGUGUGGGGGCAGAAAUCCUUGAGCCAGGGCUGCUGUGUAACCUUCGGGAACGUGCGCCCAGACUUGCGUUACUGUUGACUGCCCACCUUCGGUUCACAGCGCCACAGGAAGCGUCACUUUCUCUCCCCAGCCUGCAGUGCCUUGGCCUCCCUGUUCACGAAGCUCCCCUGCAGGAGACGUGACACUCUGUGAAGGCGCCUCGAGAAUCAUGCUGCUUUUACCAGGUUCCUAAUCCAGAGGCCACGUCCACAGCCUGUGCCGGCAGGGUGUCCUGUGUGAGAACUCGGAGUCUGGUUCCGGGGAAAGUGACUGCUUUCCUCUGAGUCAGUCAGCUAACGCGCUGCACAGUAACCGUCGAGUACCCGAGUGUGUGUGUAACUUAUUGGGUGGUCAAACCUGGGAAAGGUUGAAACGAAUAUGUGAUUCUUUAAAUAUGAAAGGUUUCUGUAUAGUAUUUUCUUUCCGUGCAUCCCUCAGGGAUGCCCUCAGUUGAUCGCCCCUGUUAAGCCUGUCUGGGCUUCUGGCCCUCCUUAACCACUAUGAAACAGGAACACAUGCUCUACCUCUGUCUCAGGGAUCGCUUGGGAUACGCAAGCAGCUCCCGAGACCAGACGUCUCAGAACUUUUCCUAAAUGUUAAGGGCUCUUGUGAUUGCGUUGGAGUUAUGGCAUGUGUGCAGACUUGUUAAAUGCAUAAAUAAAUAUA
Molecule: messenger RNA, 2124 nt
Organism: Fukomys damarensis (Damara mole-rat)
Lineage: Eukaryota; Metazoa; Chordata; Mammalia; Rodentia; Bathyergidae
Gene: Aurka
Product: aurora kinase A
Exons: 9
Coding region: 212-1417 (401 amino acids)
Biological process (GO): regulation of cytokinesis; mitotic spindle organization; protein phosphorylation
Cellular component (GO): chromosome passenger complex; spindle pole centrosome; spindle microtubule
Molecular function (GO): ATP binding; protein kinase activity
Source: RefSeq, a predicted model, not a curated record